This is a messenger RNA of Scheffersomyces coipomensis, 1590 nucleotides long. RefSeq lists its product as uncharacterized. Gene Ontology annotation, molecular function: protein binding. Bases 1 to 1590 code for a protein of 529 amino acids. Lineage: Eukaryota; Fungi; Ascomycota; Pichiomycetes; Serinales; Debaryomycetaceae. The transcript has a single exon. The record is from RefSeq and is a predicted model, not a curated record.
AUGCUUUACGACGGUGAAUUUCUUACCAACUACUUCUUAUUAUUUCCAAAUGAUAUCAUAAUUAGAAUCUUUCAUCUACUUUCUAAUGAAUUAGUUGAAUGUUUGAUGAAUACAAAUGCAUUCCAAACACCAGUGUACUAUGAAUUCUUGAAGGACAUAAUCAUUUAUAAACCAAAGCCAAAAAAACCAAUGAGAAUGGGAUCAAUGUGUGGGGCAUCAUAUGAACCAUUUAUGGAAAAACCACCAACAUUAGCAUUGAACAAUUUACCAUCUAAUUUUAUACCAAGGAGUAUUCAUAUUCAGGGUAACAUAAAAGAAGUUAAGGCCUACUUAUCUCAAAAUUCAAAUUUUAUAAACACCAUAAAAGAUAUCAGAAUUUCAUUACGUAUGGAUUUACGUCCAAUCCCAAGAGUUGGAGUUCCCCCAAGUAUAAUUCAAUUACAAAACUUGACAUUAUUGGAGAUUGCUUUUCAUUUGAAGCCAUGCCAGUAUCUCAUAAUACCUUUCAACAUUAAUAAUAAAACUGAUGUAUUGGAUUUGAAAAACAUUGCUAGGAAGAUGGGCAAACCAAGAAUUUUCUCUGAUAUUUUUGAUAGGAUACCUUUAAACACUUCUGUUUUAAAGCUUUUAUACAUGGAUGAAUUCCCUCGAAUUGCCAAUUUAAACAAUUUGAAAUCAUUGAGCCUCCUUCGUUGUGAUACUUCCGAAUUUAUCAAUACAUUGCCUAAGUCAUUGGAAAAAGUUUGGAUCAAAUAUGGUCGCUUUCCAGACCAUCAAAUCGUAUGGCCACCUAAUUUGAAAUCCAUUCAUCUUGAGGGAGUGGCUUCAUACAAUACAUCAAUAAUAUUUACAAAUUGGCCCAAUACAUUAAAAUCCUUAACUUUAAAGAAUAAUUCCUUUAAUAAUCAUGACGUAAGUAAUUUACCAGGGUGUUUGGAAUAUUUAGAAUUAGAAAAUGAUCUGUAUUGGAGAAAAUGUACUUUUAUUCUUCAAUCCGAUGAGUCAGGUCAUCAUACGUUUCCAGAAUCUUUAAUACAUAUGAAAUUAUCAAAAGUUGAAUUUCCUGAAGAACCUAAUACUAUCUUAGAUUUUCCUAAGAAUUUGAAAAGAUUGGAAUUAUUGAAAAGCCUGCUACGUCUUGAAGAUUGUAUAUUUCCAGAAUCAUUAGAAUAUUUGGAUUUGAUUGGAAAUAAAAUUGAUAACAUUAUCAGUUACAAUAAUCCAAGUUUAAAUACAGACUGGCAACAUUUGAUACAUUUACGUCAUCUAUCACUAGAAAAUAAUUCAUUAACCCAAUCUUCUUUAAUGGACUGGUUACCCCCUAGGAAUUUAAACUAUCUAGAUCUACAAGACAAUAACAUCCACGACUUGAACAUUUCCCUUUUCAAGAAAACGAGCAAGGGAUUUACACAUAAUCUUUUGAAAAUUGACCUUUAUAAUAAUGAAAUCAGUAAUAUUCCGUGUGAUUUCUAUUUACCAGAUAAUUUAUGUGAAUUCUUUAUCAGAUAUAGUUCUUUUCCAUCCCGAUUUUUUCCAAUCGUCAUAAGAGGUAAGAGGGUAACAGAGGUUUUCCAUAGAGGAAUUUUGUGA